CUGCAUUAUAAUCGAUCAGAUGAUGUGAAAGUCGGCCAAAAUCAUGAUAGGGAAAUCGAUCCGGCAAAAUAACAGCGAAUGUGGUUUGUGUUAAGUGUUUGAAAGCUGAAGAAAACAUUUUCGACACAAGCAUCGAAGUUUCAAGAUUCCGAAUAAUGACGAUAAGCAUUUAAUACCCUGAAUAACAGAAAGGAGGUGAAGUACGUUAAAGUAAACAAGUAGCGGUAAAUGUUCUCCUUGCCUUUGAUUAAUUGGGAAUUCUAGACCGCUAAUGCCUCCAUGUUGCAGCAGAAGAGUUCCUCAAACAAAUCACCUAUGAGUGAAUUUUGAGACUUAAGUCAGUUAUUGGUACUGGACAGUAAUCAUGAAAGUUGAAAAAAUUACUUUCCAAAUGUUGGCUAAAAAGAACAGCAACAAGCGUACAUCAAAUAAGAAGCAAUGUACCCUAAUGCUUAGGGAGGAAUUGUACCGAUUUGUUCCAGAAGCAAUGAAAUUUUGUCAUCAGUAUUCUCUACUGAACUACAAUCCAUCCACGUCUAUUUCUCAAGAUCCAAACUCCUGGGGGUGCAAGCAUAAGUAUUUAGAAUUUUUAUUCACCGAAUUUGUAUAUAUUAUUCUUUUUAGUUACAUUUUUGCUGCAUGGAAGGUACAGUAGAUUAUCAAUGCACCACUUUCCACAGGAAUAUCUUCAGUCACUUCCGUAAACUCUGGUUAUUUCGGGGUUUGUUCGUUCGAUAUUGUUGGAUUCGAAUGAUACCAAU
Gryllus bimaculatus (two-spotted cricket) is the source of this 761-nucleotide messenger RNA. The record is from the annotation of a GenBank genome assembly. NCBI's taxonomy places the organism in Eukaryota, Metazoa, Arthropoda, Insecta, Orthoptera, Gryllidae.